Dryobates pubescens (Downy woodpecker) is the source of this 4276-nucleotide messenger RNA. RefSeq names its product KN motif and ankyrin repeat domains 4 (gene KANK4). Gene Ontology annotation, biological process: negative regulation of actin filament polymerization. NCBI's taxonomy places the organism in Eukaryota, Metazoa, Chordata, Aves, Piciformes, Picidae. The coding region runs from base 892 to 3933 and encodes 1013 amino acids. Gene Ontology annotation, molecular function: protein binding. The transcript is spliced from 9 exons. The record is from RefSeq and is a predicted model, not a curated record. Gene Ontology annotation, cellular component: cytoskeleton; cytoplasm.
AAGCAUUUUGAUUGUGCUGCUUGUUAAGUGGUGAGAAAGGUGCUGGUGCUGCUCCAUGAUGUGAGUCCUUGGUGAAAGCCCCCGGUGAAAGUUCCUGGCAGAACCAAGUUCCAGUGGGAUGCCUCCACUUUUCUUUCACAGCCCUCGAGGAGGUUCACAGAUCAGUGUCUGAUCCCUUCCGCCUUUGCAAGCCUGAAGUUGUUGCAAAUUCAGUGCAGAAGCUGAGGAUUCUUUUUCCUUGUUGUCAGCCUGAGGCUGCAGCACUCCGGGCUGCCCGAUGGGAACCCCAGCAGAGGGGCUCGGGAUGGCUGGUCUGCCCAUCACCGUGCACAGAACCACACCGCGGCUGCUCUGCCAGCUGACUCCUGCCCCCUAUUUGAAGUUUGCAUUGAUAAGCCCACUGCAAAGGGCUGGGACUUUUUAUUUAUAGACUCCCACAGGAGGUUGGGGCGGGGGUUGCCUGUCCCUUCUCACAGCAGCGCGGAGAGCCAGGCAUCCUCCUCCUGUGCUGCGGUUACACAUGGUCGCGUUCCUGCCAUCACCGCGUCCUGUUCAGCAUCUCCUGGGGACGGCGGCUGGCUGGGCGCGACGUGAGGGGCCCGGGCUGCGGGGCUGUUUCUGUUCCACUCGUGGGAACGGGGCUUCAGCAGGAUUUAUUACGGACGCUGAGACCUUCUGCGGCUCCUGAAGACGCUGCCUUCUAGUCGCGGCAGGCGCUGGCGUUUCCUUGGGCGAGGCGCGCAGCAGAAUAACUAAUGAAUGCCUUCAGCCUGGAAGAGUGCAGCAUGCGGAGGGCGAGCUCCGGCCGCAGCCCGCAGCACCAGGGUGAAGUGACUCAUCUACCCUAGCUUGUCAGAGGAUGUUUAACUGACGGCCCAACUGGACCACACCAUGGAGAAGACAGAUGCAGAUGGCCAGCCACCCAAACCUGACGGGGAGAGGGAGCAGCCCCGCAGCCUCCCCUAUUCUGUGGAGACACCCUACGGCUUUCACUUGGACCUGGACUUCCUGAAGUACGUGGAUGACAUCGAGAAAGGGAACACCAUCAGAAGGAUUCACAUCCACCGGAAAGCCAAACAGCCCAAGUUCAGCACCCUGCCCCGAAACUUCAGCCUGCCCGAGAAUGGCUCCCGUGGCUGCACAUCUGCUCCCAGCAAGAGCUGGACGGCCACCUGCUCCUUCCCCCAGCGAAAGGCAUCACUGGGGUCAGAGGAGACCCCCCAUCCCCUCCCGCCCAGCGAGGCAGCCCUUCCUGUGGCCGAUGAGCCGAGUUACCGGAGAAAAGCACUUCUGGCAGAGACACAGCGGCAGGUGGAGCUGGGGCGGCCACAGCUGCUGCGAGCCUCCAGCAUGCCGGCUGCAUUGCUACCUGGGCAGCCCCUGCCAGGGGAUGGGAGGGUGCCCUCACCUCUCCGUCCACCUCCCCAGCACUGCCAUGACCAGGUCAGCUUCAGCUCCAAAAGCACAUUUCACCCCACAGUGCGUUCACCCAGCUCCAAUGGCAGUGUGUUACAUCUCCCCCAGGAGAUGAGCUUCCAGCAAGAUGCCUCCUUGGGGCAGAAGGAGCAUCCUGAUGGAGGAAGCCCAGGGCUGGGACAGAUGCAGCCCCCCUGGCAGAGCCAGCAUCCCACAGCACCACAGCUGCAGGUGGUGAUGGAGAGCAGAGGUGAGGAGGGUGAUGCCAUCGAUGACAGUGGUUGCUCCACCUUGGCUGGGAGUGAACAAGCCUCACUGGCUGCCCUCCAGCUUGCAGAGGAGAACAUGAACCCUGGGGAAAAGGAUUUAAGUGUGAGUGAAAUAGCUCCAAAAGUGCUGAAGAAAUCUGAGGAGGGGAGUGUCCAGGCUGGAGAGAACAAGGAGAGCUGUGUUGCUCAGCCUCAUGUUGCUGGAGAGCCCGGUGGGGUUGCCGUGCUGAAGCAGCACAUUGCUGCUCUGGAGGAGCAGCUGGGCAAGAAGAAGGAAGAGCUAGAGCAGAUCAAGGCUGUGCUGGAGCAGCAGGAUCAGGAGAUCAAGGAAAAGGAAAAAAGCAUUAAGUUACUGGCCAGCUCCAAAGCUCAGCUGGAAGAGAAGCUGCUUUGGGAAAGCAGCACAGAGGGCAAGUUGCCAUCCAGGCAGAGUAGGGGAGCUUUGGAGUGCCACGAUGCUGCAGUGAACACCGACCUCUUGCAGGUAACUGGGGCCAGGCAAGUCCAUGAUAAAGGCAUCAACGUGAAUAUUCCAGUCCCCACCAAAUCUGUGGGGUGCAGCAUCCAGAGAACAGACAACAUGAACACACAGACCGGGGAGCUGGGUACUUGGAGAGAUCUGCCAGAUGCUCCUGCCAGUGUCAUUGGGGUGGGACCUGGACAUUUGGGUGAUGCCAACAUUGAGUCUGGACUUCCCACACUGUGCUUUACCCAGCUGAAGGCUGCCGAGCGUCUCAGCGAUGACAAUCAGAACCACAGGAGUGACUGCUGUGCCCAGAGCCUUGCCGCGCACCCCGGGCCUGCAGAAAGCUAUCAGGCAACAAGAAACAGCUCAGGCAGGGGAGAAAACAAAGCAGGCUCUGGAGAAGAUAAACCUCCAGAUGGGCUAGAAAAGGAAGGUCCCCAUGACCACGAGGAUCUCCCUGCUGUUGACCCCAUUGGCCAAUAUGUAAAAAAAAUCCAGGAGCUUCUGCAGGAGCAGUGGCUGUGUUUGGAGCAUGGCUACCCUGAGUUAGCGAGUGCCAUCAAGCAGCCGGCCUCCAAGCUCAGCUCCAUCCAGAACCAGUUAGUUAAUUCCUUAAACUCGCUGCUCUCUGCCUACUCUACGCGAGGGUCCGCCGAUAAGGAGAACUCCAACACACACUAUCAACAGUUGGAAACCUCUCCAACUACAAGUCUUAAAUCUAUCAUGAAAAAGAAAGGUUAUGGUUUCCGUGCAGGAGGCAAUGAGACCAAAAAGAAUCUUCAGUUUGUUGGGGUAAAUGGUGGCUAUGAAACAACUUCAAGUGAAGACACAAGUUGUGAGGACAGCCAGUCGGAUGGUGACACCGAGAGUGAGACGGAAAGAAGACUCGAUGACUUGGAGCCCACACAGGUGGAAGCUGGAGGUGAAAGCAAGGAGGCUUCCUCAGGGACCUCCUCGCAGGAGAAAUGCAAGGAUGAUGGCCUUCAGAAACCAUCGACAGAAGCAGCACCUUGCACUCAGCACAAGGCUGACAGAUGCAAACCCUCUGAAGCUUUCCUUGCCAACUGCCAGCUCCUCAGCAAGCACCUCUCAGAAAUCAGGACCACAAGUGACAAGCAUCUGCGGCACAUCCUGAACACUGUCUGCCAGGAGUGGUUCCGGGUGUCCAGCCACAAGAAUUCCAGCACAGAGGUGGUCGCAGAGUAUCUCAAGGAGCUGGGGGCCAUCCAGCCCCAGAUCCUGGACAUGGUGGUGAACCUGGCUGACAGGAACGGCAAUACAGCUCUUCACUACAGUGUUUCCCACUCCAACUUCCCAAUUGCAAAGCUCCUGCUGGACACAGGUGUAUGCUGCCUGGACUUGCAGAACCGCGCCGGCUACACGGCAGUGAUGCUCACCCCACUGGCAGCUGCUGAGACAGCUGAGGACAUGGAGGUGGUGAUGAAGCUGCUGAAGGAGGGGGAUGUCAACCUGCGAGCAGCACAGGGGGGCCAGACUGCGCUGAUGCUGGGGGUCAGCCACGAGCGGGAUGACAUGGUGCGAGCUCUUCUCUCCUGCCAGGCCGAUGUCAACCUGCAGGACGAGGAGGGGACGACGGCACUGAUGGUAGCCUGCAGGCAGGGCAAUGCCGACAUCGUCAAGCUCCUCUUGGCACAGCCUGGCUGCCAGGUCAUGCUGACAGACAAUGUAAGGCUCAGCCACUCCUCACCAGCCCUGUUCUCCAGACCCUUCACCAGCUUUGUUGCCCUUCUUUGUUCAGGCUCAAUGUCCUUCUUGCAGUGAGGGGCCUGAAACUGAGCCCAGUAUUUGAAGCACAGCCAAGUACAGGGACACGAUCACUUCCCUAUUCCUGCUGGCCACACUAAUGUCUUCAUCUCUUCCCUUCCCACAGGAUGGUAACUCAGCCCUGUCACUGGCCCAGCAAGCUGCCUAUGGGGACAUUGCCACACUGCUGCGAGCCCACAUCGAGCAGAGCCCAUCGCUCUCUGUAUGACUGAGUUGGGUGAAGAAAUCAAGAUGGGGAGUGGGAAACAAACAGCUCCUUCUUGUAACAGUCCCUCUGCUGCAGCCAACAUCAUGGUUUUCCACAGGUGCAGGGGGAUGACCCCUGUCAGCUGUCUGCAUA